Messenger RNA from Oldenlandia corymbosa var. corymbosa, 1689 nucleotides. The record is from the annotation of a GenBank genome assembly. NCBI's taxonomy places the organism in Eukaryota, Viridiplantae, Streptophyta, Magnoliopsida, Gentianales, Rubiaceae.
UAGAAAAGUCUAUGCGCGUUUGUCUUUUCUUAUUUCUAUUAACCUUUAUAUCGUCUUCGUUUCAAUUUAUCACUUACAUCCCCAAAUUGGAGAGCGUUUCUCUGUAAAUUAAAACAAUGGAAGAGAGUUUCAGGGUUCGGGUCGACAAGGUAUUCGGAUCGCUCACAUCACCAGCCACCAAUGCGCCGCCGUCGUCGUUGGCGUCCCCCCCGCCUCCUCUAUGGUGUUUGUCCGAUGAAGAGAUUGAGAAGAAAGAAUGGAACAGAGACUCCAAAACCACCGCCCCUCUCCAUACUGUCCCUCUUGACCGGCCUUCUUAUUCCGGCCAACUCCCAGAUGACGACGAUGACGAUGACGACGAUGACGAUGACGACGAAGACGAACCGGACGAUGACGAAAUCGAAGCCGGUGCCGGAAAUAAGAUGGCGAAGAUGCAAAAUAUGAAUGAUGAAGGGUGGGAAAUUCGGGCCUCCAUGGGUUUAGACAGCACUCUGGACAAUGAGGAAGAAGAGGAUGAAUUUGAUAAACUGGCUGUAGGCAGCAGCAGGGGAAAGAUGAAGAAUGAUGAUCGGAUUUAUAUGAAGGAUUUGAUUGAUGCAGAAGAAAUUGGUGUGAAUUAUCAUAAUCCGCUGCCGACUAAAAUCAAACACCUGACGUGCAGAGAUCCUCGGGCCAACCAUGUUGCUGCUAUACUUAGACUCAGAGAAGACACAGAGUCCGCUUCUCAUCUGCUCAAAACUUUAAACAUUUCAGAGCUGAUUCCUCCUCCUGAACCCAUUGUGAAGAAGAGGGAUAGCCUUCCUGAUUGCGAUUCCUCGAAACGGGUUCGUUUCGACGGAGAAGAAGAAUCUUCAUCGCCAGCUAAAGAUGGUUCUGCUGCUGAGGAAUUGGAAGGAUCGAAAAAUGUUGUCGUUCCAGAUUACUUGAGGAACCCGGCUAGGUAUACCCGAUAUACUCUAGAUUCGUGCGAUGAUAUGGAUGAAGCUUCUAACAGGAAGGCCUACCUGGACUUCCUUAAUCUGCUGAACAAACAGAAAUCGACAACAGAUGAUUCAAACGAGGCGGCAACUGAAAGUUUUGGUCAGGCAGUGACAUUUAAUGCAAGAAAGAAAGCGCAAAGGUGUGCUAGUUCAUUGAUUAAGGAGGAGGGUGAUGAUGUCAAGGACAAGAAGGCUUUUUGUGUCAGUGUUGCUAGAAGUUGUGAUAAUGAUGAUAAUUAUCUGGAUGAUGAUGAUGAUGACGAAGCUAUAGAGGACUCUGUUGAUAAGAGCUCCCUGAAGAAACCAACAGCUGCAGGCAGGCGUUACCGGGCUAGAACCGACAUGGAUUCUGAUGAUGUCUAAUUCGAUUUAAAUUAUAUUGUGAGCUUUGGGGCUAUCAUCAGCUAUGUACUCAUGACGUUGUUCUAGACUUCUUGUUCUGUAGGUUUUACAUAUCUGGUGACCGAAUUGAUUAAAGCUUUUUGUUUUUCUUUUGUACUGUUUCAGUCCGAACAUGACAUUGUGCUUAAACGUAGUGCUUCUGAUUGUUUAGUUUGAUGGUGCAACUGAGCUGUAAUUCUUUGGGGGUAGAGGUGUUGUCACUGCACAAUAUAGUCAUUAGUAACAAAUUCAUUUAGGGGGAAUUGUAUGCUAAGUGUUUGAUUUUUUGUCUAUAAAACAGUUAAAUAAGCUUUCUUUCAUUUAGGGG